This is a messenger RNA of Hyposmocoma kahamanoa, 744 nucleotides long. RefSeq names its product protein TsetseEP-like. The record is from RefSeq and is a predicted model, not a curated record. Lineage: Eukaryota; Metazoa; Arthropoda; Insecta; Lepidoptera; Cosmopterigidae. The transcript has 2 exons. The coding region runs from base 16 to 621 and encodes 201 amino acids.
GAGGCUUCCACAUAAAUGAAUUGUUUUAAGCAGUAUGUGUUCUCCUUCACGUAUUUUUUGGUUGUUGACUGGACGGAGGGACUUGAAACUUCCACUGCUGAACCUACCUAUCCAGACCCUCGGAAUGAUCCCUUAGUGUUCAUAGCCAACCCGAUCGAAGCAAAUUUGCCAGGUCAUUGGAUGCCGUUAAGUAUAGUUAAGGUCAUAUUAGAGCGGACCAGUCCCAAACCGUACUAUGCCAAGCCGGUAAAGGCACCGCCUUAUGAUAUGCCUAAAGAUCCACCAAAAAAGCCAAAUAAGCCAAAGAAGCCAAAGAAACCUAAACAACCGCCUUACUCUGAAUCAGAGGAGGAGUCCGAAAGCGAAGAAAGCGGGGAGACGGAAUCUGAACCAGAACCAGAACCCGAACCUGAAUCUGAACCUGAACCUGAAUCCGAACCUGAGCCUGAACCCGAACCGGAGCCUGAACCUGAACCUGAACCCGAACCGGAACCGGAACCAGAACCAGAACCAGAACCAGAACCAGAACCAGAACCAGAACCGGAACCGGCACCGGUGCCUGCAUCUACAACGAGUAAAAAGCGAAGGAAACCUAAAGACAGUCACGACAAUAUGCCAUAAACAGGUGAUUUCGUUGUUAAAUGUUAUUAAAACUUAAAGUAAACAAUUUUCUAUUUUGUUGUACUUCAAUUCAGUGCUACUACGAGUAAAGAAACAUGUACCAUAAGUAAAUGAAGAAGUGCU